AUGAGGACCCUGUAUCUUCAUCCAGUGGAAUCGCUCCUCGCUGCCUUCAACCAAGGGCGCCCAUCACAACCCAUCAUGAUUUGGGAGGCAAGAAUCGAGGGGGAGGGGGUAGAGGAAGAUGAGGGGGAGGGGGAAGAUCCCUACAGCAGCAGCCUCUCGCAUCGCCAUCGCUUAUCUCCUCCUUCUUCGCUCAACUCGACCGAGAAUGGAGUUACGGGAUUUGACGAACGAAACAAUUCCCGGGGUGACUCGUCGAAACGGCAUGCAAGGAGGGCACGCCCUCAUGCCCCUAAUGCCAUAAAGAGGAGUCGCGGCAGAAGGAGAGCAGCGGCGGCAGAGGAAAGAGUGACCAAGAGCAGGAUGAUGAUGGUGAUGAUAAGAGGCACGAGGAGCAGCAGCAGCAGCAGUAAUAAUGGUAAUAGUAGCAAAAGCAGCGGCAGUAGCAGUAGCAGCAGUAGCGGGCGGGAGUGA
This is a messenger RNA of Macrobrachium nipponense, 471 nucleotides long. Its product is annotated as ADP-ribosylation factor-like protein 6-interacting protein 4. The record is from RefSeq and is a predicted model, not a curated record. The coding region runs from base 1 to 471 and encodes 156 amino acids. Lineage: Eukaryota; Metazoa; Arthropoda; Malacostraca; Decapoda; Palaemonidae. The transcript is spliced from 2 exons.